GGGGACGGGAGGACGCGGCGGUGGCGGCUCCAGUCGCGUCUGUCCUCACUCACGGGGGAACCCGGCGGUGGCGGCACCUUUCCAGGAACUGACGCCGAGCCGGAGCCUGCGGGCUGGCCAGAGAGCACGGUCGGACAGCUGGACGGCGCCGCCGACGGACGCACGGACUGCGGGGCAGCCCGAGUCGCCUCAAGUUCCGCCAUGAGCUGGGGCACGGAGCUCUGGGAUCAGUUCGACAGCUUAGACAAACACACACAAUGGGGAAUUGACUUCUUGGAAAGAUAUGCCAAGUUUGUUAAAGAAAGGAUAGAAAUUGAACAGAAUUAUGCAAAACAAUUGAGAAAUCUGGUUAAGAAGUACUGUCCCAAACGUUCAUCCAAAGAUGAAGAGCCAAGGUUUACUUCGUGUAUAGCCUUUUUUAACAUCCUUAAUGAGUUAAAUGACUACGCAGGACAACGAGAGGUAGUAGCAGAAGAAAUGGCACACAGAGUGUAUGGGGAAUUAAUGAGAUAUGCCCAUGACCUGAAAACUGAAAGGAAAAUGCAUCUCCAAGAAGGACGGAAAGCUCAACAGUACCUUGACAUGUGCUGGAAACAGAUGGAUAAUAGUAAAAAGAAGUUUGAGAGAGAAUGUAGGGAGGCAGAAAAGGCACAGCAGAGUUACGAAAGAUUGGAUAAUGAUACUAAUGCAACCAAGGCAGAUGUUGAAAAGGCCAAACAACAGUUGAACCUGCGCACACAUAUGGCUGAUGAGAAUAAAAAUGAAUAUGCUGCACAGUUACAGAACUUUAAUGGAGAACAACACAAACAUUUCUACGUGGUAAUUCCCCAGAUUUACAAGCAAUUACAAGAAAUGGAUGAACGAAGGACUAUUAAACUCAGUGAAUGUUACAGAGGAUUUGCAGACUCAGAACGUAAAGUUAUUCCUAUCAUUUCAAAGUGUUUGGAAGGAAUGAUCCUUGCAGCAAAAUCAGUGGAUGAAAGAAGAGAUUCUCAAAUGGUGGUAGACUCCUUCAAGUCUGGUUUUGAACCUCCUGGGGACUUCCCAUUUGAAGAUUAUAGUCAGCAUAUUUACAGAACCAUAUCUGAUGGGACCAUCAGCACAUCCAAACAGGAGAGUGGGAGGAUGGAUGCCAAAACCACAGUAGGAAAGGCCAAGGGCAAAUUAUGGCUCUUUGGAAAGAAGCCAAAGCCACAGUCCCCACCCUUAACCCCUACUAGUUUAUUCACAUCCAGUACUCCUAAUGGGUCCCAGUUUCUCACUUUCUCCAUUGAGCCCGUGCAUUAUUGUAUGAAUGAAAUAAAAACAGGGAAGCCCAGAAUUCCUUCUUUCAGAAGCCUCAAACGAGGGUGGUCGGUGAAGAUGGGCCCAGCACUAGAAGAUUUCAGUCAUCUUCCACCAGAACAGAGGCGUAAAAAGUUACAGCAGCGCAUCGAUGAACUGAACAGAGAACUACAGAAAGAAUCAGACCAAAAAGAUGCACUCAACAAAAUGAAAGAUGUGUAUGAGAAAAAUCCACAGAUGGGAGAUCCAGGGAGUUUGCAGCCUAAGUUAGCUGAGACCAUGAAUAACAUUGAUCGCCUACGAAUGGAAAUCCAUAAGAAUGAGGCUUGGCUUUCUGAAGUUGAAGGCAAAACAGGUGGAAGAGGAGACAGAAGACACAGCAGUGACAUAAAUCAUCUUGUAACACAAGGGCGAGAAAGUCCUGAGGGAAGUUACACUGAUGAUGCAAACCAAGAAGUCCGUGGGCCGCCUCAACAACAUGGUCAUCACAACGAGUUUGAUGAUGAAUUUGAGGAUGAUGAUCCCUUGCCUGCUAUCGGUCAUUGCAAAGCGAUUUACCCUUUUGAUGGACACAAUGAAGGUACUCUGGCAAUGAAAGAAGGUGAGGUUCUGUACAUUAUUGAAGAAGACAAAGGUGAUGGAUGGACAAGAGCCCGGAGACAGAACGGUGAAGAAGGCUACGUUCCCACGUCAUACAUAGAUGUAACUCUAGAGAAAAACAGUAAAGGUGCAGUAACUUAUAUCUAAACUAAUCAGGCAGCUUUGUGCCAUGCAUGACAUAAGAAGGAUAACAUAAAAUGACACAACCAAAAGGUCAGAAAGAUGAGAACCUGGAGAGCAUCGCAGUCUAUUGUUCACUGUGUGAGCGGAGUGCAGGCUUGAUCUUGGAGAUGUGACUAUUGCCACAAAAAUUGUUUUGUGAUGCCUUAUCGUUUAAGUAAUGUUGGUGUGAAGUUUAACUGAUGCCUUCUGCUCUACGUCCUGCUUAAGUCUGUGUGAAGGAUUUGUUUUUCUGCCUUAUAAAUAAUAGGAUUUAGUUACUGGGCAGGAAUUCAUAUUUACUUCAGAAAAGACAGAGACUAUAGUGAACUCAAAUAAGUAAAACUGCUCUGAAAUGGUGGAGUAAAUGAUUCCCAAAAGAGUGGUUUGUUCUAAGAGUUUGAAUUUAUAGAUUUGUGUCUCGGGAGAAAAGUAAUAGAUAACUGGGUAAAACAAUAAUCAUUUUUCUUUUUCUCCCUAUUCUUAACUGGUUUUGUAAAGAAAGAAAAUAAGCACCUACUGCAUCAUCUAUUUAAGCAAUAGGCUAAUCAAGAGACUUGUAAAAUUACUCGGUCUAGCUUUCUUUUUAGAUAUCAAAAUGCUUUCAGAUUUAUGGUAAUUUUUAAUAAUGUACAAACUUUUUCCCAAAUUAAUCUCAUGCUUGUAUUUUUCAUCUUGAAAAUAUCUUUUGGGAAUAUCUCUUAGCGAUUACUCAGCAUUUGGCAUUUAUACAUAGGAAAAUAGAUUUUAAAUAAUUGAAGACAGAGGAAAUCUUGAAGGGAAAUACUGAUCGUUUACUUUUAGAACAGAAACAACUUUUUUGGCUGGGUUAAAGGAAGACCCUGCCCCAUCAUUUAGGGCUUCAUUUUACCUGGUUUGCUACUAUUAGAAUAGAUUGUGGUGUUUUUUCCCCCAUUGUCAUUCAAAAAGCAUUUUUGGAAACGUCGUAUAAUCAAGGAUUAUACAGUGGGCUGCCCUUGUGAUUACAUUAAUUUAGUUGUGAGGAAGCUGUAAAGCUGCCCCUUGAUUUUGCUUAUGUCUCAUAUUUUCCUGGUGUUUUCAGUAGCUGAUUGUAAAAUUAUUUUAGAGACAUUUGGGACAGACACUGUAUCUGAACACCCCUUUUAGUCUUACCAAAGGUCUUCAGUAAUCCUUCUUUUCUUUUUCCUCCUGGACUGCAGGUUCCUGAAGAGGGGUUCUGAGGAAAUGGGCAAGAUGUUGAAGGAGGUUACAUGCAGCUGCUUUUGGGGGAGAGGGGGUAGAGUUGUCAGGCUCAGAGAGAGUGAGAGAAGCAAGUUGCAUGAAUGCAUGCAGACAUGAUUUUUUUUUUACUAACUUCAUUAGCAUUUCCAUAUAUUGUUUUUAAACAAUCACUAUAAUACCAAUCCUUAAAUUCCUAGUGCACCAUUACUUACAUGGAAGAAAGAUGAAAAGCCUACAGUGGCUGAGCCUCUUUUUGUUUAUUUUACUGAUGUCCAAAUCAGAAACAAAGCAGAGCUGUCAUAAAAUGUUCUUACUUUUAGCUAUCUUAUCAGGACUAUGUCUAUCGAGCUCUGUUCUAAGUGGCUUUUCAAUCCAUUGUCUGUUAGAGCCUCUUCCAUCUGUCUGUCUGCCUGCGCCACCUACGUGCUUGCUUAACAUCCUGUUGCAUGUCUAAAGUGACCAGGCUUAGAUUUUCAGGCAUGUCUUUAUAAUCCCUUGUUCUUGUCGAAGUCUUUGUGUUGUUUUACAUUUGUAGUGCAAAUUACUUUUGUCAAAUGUCUCCAGCACUAAUGUUCCAUCUUAGUGUUUGUGUAUGCUGCUAUAACUUCCCCACUGCAAACAUUCCAGUUUUGACAUUACGACGAUGUAGUCUGUGAACCUGAAGCAUUUCUGAUGAGAAAAAGAAACCACCUGAUCUAGCCUACAGCCCAGUUAACAGAUCUCUGAAAUGUGAUACAUCUUCUGCACCUCAGUCUGGGAAGAACCAGUAGUGAGCAUUGAAGUCCUGGCAUAAUAAACACAGAAGAAACUUUUCCACCUCAAGACACAGGACUAUUGUCACAAGUCAGCUGCUUCCAUUCAAAUGCUGCCUUAAACGAGAGUGCCUAAAUCUGUUGAUUGCCAACACUACCACACCAGUAUCUCAUAAAGGGCUUUAUGUGUCAGCUCAGUGCGACCUCUUUUAACUCUGCCGCCCUGUUGCAGCUGCCAAUGUAGCCUUGGUAGGUGGCUUUCGGAGCUCUACCAUGUACACUGGUGCAUCUUCAAAGUUAUGCAUCACACUGAAGACAUGUUUGAGCCCAUUUUAGCGUUUUUAUGAGAAGUUUUGUGGACCUCCCCUACCCCCACCAUUGUCUUUUAAUUUGGGAUUAAGAUGAUGUCACUUGAUUCUUGCGAUGAUAGUCUUGUUUCCAAGUGAUGCUUUUGUUUGAACCAGAUAAAAUUUAGUGAAACUUUGUAAUGAUCUAUGUGCACUUUUACUUGUAAAAUGGAAAUUUCUGUAUGUUUAUACCUGUAAAUAUAUUUGUUGUUAGGGGCCCUAUCGCUCAUGUCGUCCCGCCUGGCAUUUGUGAUUCUGUUGAUGACUUGUACCUGAGCUACUUUCUUAGUGGUGGUGUAACCGGGGUGGGUGGGAUGGGAGGGGUUAUUUGUAUCGCUGAUGCGCUCCAUUAAUUUGGUUUUUACUGGUUUGAACGGAGAAAGAGAACGUGAAAUGGUCUGUGUAUUAUUGGAUUUUAAGCAAUAUUUUAGAAGCCGUGUGACUGCUUUUAAUAAUUUUUCCCAGUGUUAAUUGAAUCAUGCCCUCAUUUAUACUAAAGCUGAAUGACAAUUGUGUGAAAGCUAAUGCUGUCAUAAGAUCAAGUACACCACAGCUGACAUAUAAUGUAUUGCUUUUGAGGCUAGUAAACUAUAAAGUUUAGAUAUUAAAUCUCGUUACAGGGUUAUUUAUAUAAUGUGACAUUAUUCAGUACUAACUACAUGAAGUAGUUUUAAAAGCUAGUGCUGUUUUUAUUUUAAAGGUUACAGUGAGAAGGAAAUGUGAUCCGGCUGUGUUUGUCUUCUGUACAGAGCCUGAAGUGCUUAUGUUUUUUUGGCCAUCAGCCACAGAGGGCAAAGUUUAAAGCUUUCUUGUAAGGACUAACUGUUCUUUCCAAGCUACUGUUUGUUUUUCUAAAUACAGGAUUUGCUUCCGUAGGAGGCAAGUUCCUCCAUGUAGAAUAGUGCAACCUGCAACCGGUUCUUACAAUAGGACAAACAUUUGUACGCGUACAGUUUAAAUCAUUCUGAAAUCAUUCUUAAAUUUUGAACAUGUGAAUUGUCCAAAAGAAAUCUUUAAUUUUGCAGGUAUUUUUACUCUUUGUGCACAUGUUGAUUUCAAAAUGGUAAAUGCUUUGUUUAAGAUAGUGUUCUCUGUUGAGAAUAUUUUCAUGGAAUAAAACAAACUUUUCAUGGUCA
Molecule: messenger RNA, 5481 nt
Organism: Perognathus longimembris pacificus (Pacific pocket mouse)
Lineage: Eukaryota; Metazoa; Chordata; Mammalia; Rodentia; Heteromyidae
Gene: Fnbp1l
Product: formin binding protein 1 like
Exons: 16
Coding region: 202-2031 (609 amino acids)
Biological process (GO): signal transduction
Molecular function (GO): protein binding
Source: RefSeq, a predicted model, not a curated record